Babesia microti strain RI is the source of this 1815-nucleotide messenger RNA. Its product is annotated as Nucleoporin autopeptidase. The record is from RefSeq and is a predicted model, not a curated record. The transcript has a single exon. The coding region runs from base 1 to 1815 and encodes 604 amino acids. Gene Ontology annotation, biological process: protein import into nucleus; RNA export from nucleus; post-transcriptional tethering of RNA polymerase II gene DNA at nuclear periphery. Gene Ontology annotation, molecular function: structural constituent of nuclear pore. Lineage: Eukaryota; Apicomplexa; Aconoidasida; Piroplasmida; Babesiidae. Gene Ontology annotation, cellular component: nuclear pore cytoplasmic filaments; nuclear pore.
AUGGAGGUACCCACUCCUACAAAAUUUGAAGACUCUAUGAUUUUGCACGUGGCAUAUAAUAAUCGCGAAAUGUGCCAGGAUGAAUACAGGUGGGAAUUCUACAAGCGCGAAAUGGGCUAUGGUAAUUUGGCUGGGCAGGCUCCACCGGCAACUGGAUUCAACACGAUUGGAGGUACUAGCUUUGGGACCACGGCAACAAAUUCACCAUUUGGUCAGUUCGGUGCGAUUCAGCCACAAUCAGCACAAGCAGGCGGUGGUUUAAUUGGCUCCUGUACAACUGGCAUCGGGGGUGGGUUGUUUGGAUCUAGCACUAAUGCUCAAUCUACAGGAGGUGGAGGGUUAUUUGGGUCUAAUAACAGUGGAGCCGGUACAGGUACAGGUGGUGGUGGAUUAUUUGGGUCAAACAGUACAAUUCAGCCUGCAGGUGGCAACAUGUUUGGGCAGACAUCCCAAAAUACGUUCUCCUUUGGCAAUUACCAACCACAGCAACAGCAAGUAGCCACCUCAGCACAAUACACAAACAACAUAUUUAACAACCUACCCAAUCCACAAGCAAUACAUAUAGACAAAAAUCACGCACUCGGGGUUCUUAUUGAUUCAGUUGACUUUGAUUCGAUAGGCGCAGGAAUGGCCCAAUUCUGGACCAACACCAAGACAGAGUUGUCCGUCAACGAACAAAUUGCAAACGAGCCUAGUAUGGUUGUGCCUACGUUCACCUCAGCUAAUACAUCAUCGCCAUAUUUGGGCAACUUACCGGACUUUGAAAAUAGGUUUGACCCUUACAAUUUGGAGCCUAUAUUAAAACAGAUUGGUAAACCCAAUAAGAUCUACCACCUAAUGAACAUAAAUGAGAUGAAACCGACAUUUAACAUUGACUAUUCCACAGUCCAUGGGCAGGAAUUCAGCUCAAUGUUUCAUAUUGGUGAAUCCAAAUAUGUUCCAGGCAAGCAGAUACAAAGCAAGUCACAGAAUUCGUUAAAUAACGUUUUAAAAAAAUUUUGGGACAAAUCAUUAGGCACUAACAUUGAAGAUUUGCAAAAUAUGAAUACACACGAACUAUCAUCAGGUGCACUGUUGUUCACAAAGCAAUCAAAUCGCAAUCCAUUUAAGACGAGUAUAUUUGCGCCGUUGGAAAUCAAUAGUGAUUCAUGUCGAGAUUUUGACCAGAAAGUCGAUGUUUCUCAGGGGAGAGUGCAGCAAUUUUCAUUGGAAUGCACGAGUGGUAUUCAAACUCUCACUGAUAAGUUGUUAUCACAACUUAACACCUUAAAGGCCACAGAAAUUGAGCAGUUAAAACUCACCUCGCCCAAUAAGAGCUCGAAGUUAUGUGCCCCAAAACUGACCAAGGCUUAUUACUAUACAACGCCUAGCAUUGAAAGUCUGUCAAUGAUGACUGAAGAGCAACUGGCCGCGGUGUGCGAUCUCACCAUUAGGCACGAAAAGUUUGGUGAAGUGCUUUGGCCCGGGUUUACAGACGUUAGGGAGAUGGACUUUGAUAAAGUGGUCAAUUUUUCAUAUAAGAGUUUUUCACUAUACCAAGAUAUGACUACUUGUAUCCCUCCAGCUGGUCACGGAUUAAAUAAGACGGCAAUUAUAACCUUGUACAAAUGCGUACCUACUGGGAAUUUUACGGAGGAGAAGAAUAGAGAGAUUGUAAAAAAUAUGGAAGCAUAUACCAAGUCGAUUAAUUGUGAAUUUAUAUCUGCAAGUACUGAGACAGGCAAUUGGAAGUUUAAAUCGAUCGCGGAUAAGCAUAGCGGAACUCAGUGUGAUGCAACAGUUUAUAGUGCUCACUUAUGUAAAUUCGUAUGUUGA